CGGACAGGGAGUGAGACGGCACUGCGAGCACAGGACGACUGUAGGCCCCCCAGUAGUGCCCUAUGUAAAUGUAGUGCCCUCUUUAUAUACAAUGCCCCCAGUAGUUGCCUUUUUACAUAUAAUGCCGUCUAGUAGUGGCCUUUUUUUAUAAACUGCUCCCUUAAUAGUGGUCUCUUUAAUUAUAGCCCCUCCACCAGUAGUGCUUUUUUAGAUAUAUUUGAUACAUUUGCUUUUUGAUGCCGCCUUUAACUGCUUUAUUUUUAGGACAGCUCACUGCAACUUUUUAUGACUGAUGUUGGAUGCACUUUUUUAAAUGAAGGGCAGAUCAUUAAUGAAACAGAGAAUCACUGCUUCUGCUAUAAACCACAAUGGAGUCUAGAUGUGAUGUGGUCCGCUCUGCAGAUUCAUGUCCAGAGUACAGAAAGAGUUCUUGUUAUACCUCGGCAUAACUGCACUCAUCCAGGGGAUACGCACGCUUACGUUAUUUGCUGGCUGCGCGGUGUCUGGGAACCACAAGGCUUCGAGGACGUACUCCUUGAUGUCAAUCAACUAGACAAAGACUUCUGCUUUCAUUUAAAUGUCAGCAGUACAACAACAGGUUAUCGUGUAACACUCCGGAAGAGCCGGUUUACUCUUCCAAUCUUCAUUGUCUUAAUUAGCAUUUUGCUGUUCUGCUUAGCCGGUAAACUGAGUAGGUCCUCUGUAUGUUUCUAUGCUGCUGGGAUAAUGCUUGGAAUGAUAACUUCUGUGCUCUUUGUUUUAAUAGUACUGAAGCGGUUUAUCUCAAAGCCCAGCACAAUUUGGCUUUUAAUAAACAUGUGCUGCUUUUUAACUGCAUAUGUUGUGCAGUUUUUGAAUGAGAAUCUAGCUUGGGUAUGGACUGAGAAGAAGCCUUACAUAAUAGGUCAUUGUAUCCUAUUUGGGUUACUCGGCUUCGCAGCUUGCUACAGUUAUGGCCCAUUGUGCAGUGAAAUAAGUUUUAAGAUUCUCACUUGGACGCUCCAAAUCAUCGCCUGCAUCUUGAUUUACUUUUUCCACCCUGUUAAUGAAAUUGCCGUUGCAGUCAUUGCCAUUCUUCUAUCAAGUAAGGGGCUGUCCUGCCUCUACAGGGCAAUAAGUUACAUUUACAGAAAAUGGAGACAGAAAAAGCCAAGCAUUCGAUUUCUUACAGAAGAAGAAUACAUUGAGCAGUGUGAAGUUGAGACACUUAAAGCUUUAAAAGAGCUUCGUGACUUCUGCAGUAGUCCUGACUUCAACUCAUGGAUUACAGUGUGCAGACUUUCUUCACCUAAGAGGUUUGCAGAAUUUGUCUUGGGAUCCAGCCAUAUAUCUUCUGAAGAGUUCACUACACAUGAGCAUCAGUAUGGGCUUGGGAGCCUAUUUCUAGAAGAACUUAUUGUCCACCGCAAGGAAGUAGAAGAUGAUGAAAAUGUCAAUGCAGAGGACUUUGAAAUUGAAAGAACUUUUGGGAUCCGAAAAGGAUUCAACUAUUCAUCAAGCUAUCUUCACCGUGGAGGAGAAUGGUGGCAAUCGUCUUGGCGUUUUAGGUUUGGAAAAAGAGAAUGGGGUUGGAGCCGUGGCUGUAUACUGAAAGAAUAAAACUAUAAUGGACAUAAAACUGUGAAUGGAGGAAACUGAGAUCAGAGGAGAUGUAUAGGGAGUGAAAACAGGAUGUGGGGAUGCAGUGUGUGGACAACACACUGUAGACCCAUGCACUCUGUUGGUAUAUGGGGGGACCACUGGAGUGGUAUAUCCUCGUAGACCGCACCCCCUUUCUCCAUUUAAUCAAUAUAUGUCAUAUCCUUUUUAGGAUUAUAACCCUCCGAUAUUCACUUAUCUGGAUUCCUGAUACAAGUAUUUAUACAAACAAUCAUGUGGACAGCAUUUAAAAACCCGUUCAUUCUCCACCUGUAUAAUCCCUUCCUGAUAUAGGAUUAUAGGUCAUAUUGCCGUGCUCAAACUGAUCCUGGAGAUGGCGAUACGUUGAGGGUAAGCGCUUCCUGGUUGUCAGGCAACGAUCCAUGUGACAAAGUCAUGUGAUCGGGAGGCCGAACUGGAGGAGGCUGCUCUCCGGAUCGUCACGCUCCGGGGGAGGUGCCUGGUUGCCUGCGUGCGCAUCGAGACUGACGUCACCUGCAGGCGCGGUCUCUGUUUGUUUACGCAGGUCUCCUGGAUACCGGACAUGCGCGAUGGGACCUCAGGGACGCCAAGACGGCUCCCACCAUGAAACUCCACGCUGUAAGUCAGUACUUGUUUGUUUGAAAACAUGCGGCCAUUGAUCGCAUGAUUAGCACUGUCAGGUGGUCAUUAUAAUGUAAGCACUAAUGCACUUUAUGAAACUGAUAUUGUUUCUCGAAAAUUUAUGAUAUUCACUAUGUAUGUGAUCAUGGCACAUUUCUAUGGCACUUGUUAUGGAAUGCACGUAUGAAUAUGAAAACCUUUUUAUAUAUAUAUGCACGCUUUUUAUAUUAUUGAAUAUGUUAUUGCCAAUCAUCUUGUUAACUUGACCCUCUAAGCAUUGUGGGUAUAAAUGUAGUACCAAUGUUAUGCUUGAGAAAGACUGCAAUGAGCAGUUGAAACGUUGCACAGGGGAA
This is a messenger RNA of Bufo gargarizans (Asiatic toad), 2594 nucleotides long. It is a transcript of the gene NEMP2, whose product is annotated as nuclear envelope integral membrane protein 2. NCBI's taxonomy places the organism in Eukaryota, Metazoa, Chordata, Amphibia, Anura, Bufonidae. The transcript is spliced from 10 exons. Bases 286 to 1599 code for a protein of 437 amino acids. The record is from RefSeq and is a predicted model, not a curated record. Gene Ontology annotation, cellular component: nuclear envelope.